Molecule: messenger RNA, 3298 nt
Organism: Chelonia mydas (Green sea turtle)
Lineage: Eukaryota; Metazoa; Chordata; Testudines; Cheloniidae
Product: E3 SUMO-protein ligase KIAA1586-like
Biological process (GO): protein sumoylation
Molecular function (GO): SUMO ligase activity
Source: RefSeq, a predicted model, not a curated record
CUCAGGUAAAUGUAAAAUGUAAAACUGGCACGGGAAACCAUAAAUUAAUGAAGACUUGUAAUACGGUGUACAAAAUAAACUUCAAAUGCAAAGGGACGAGGAAUUUUAGCAGUUAAAGAGCCGUUUCUACAACAGAUAGUUCAAGAUUUAUGUUGCUAUGCGCGUGCGCAUGUAAUGUCACAGGCUGCGACUUGGUCGCAUCCAAGUUUGUCCUGCCACAAGACAAACAUCUCGUUUAUUAUUUUAUUAACAGGGGUUGCACUUGCCUCGUUCGAGCACUUGCUCAAUUGUUUUCUAUACAAUUCAACACGACCAGUGAGUCAUAGUUGGGUCUGUUUGUUUCUAGUAAAUUGCGUGUGAUAUUUCGUUGUGUAAUACUAACUGGAUUGUUAUUCGAAGAUUAAAGUUUUCUAUUCAAUAUUAUUUACCCUUCAUAAUGAAACGCCAGAAAAGCAUUAGUGACUGGUUUUCCACUAAAAUGACAAAAUCAUUAGUUGGUAGUUCUAGUAGUGAAAAUAAUAAUUUAAAUACUGAAAACGCCAAUGACAAUAAUUUUGGCGAUGAAAAUAUCUUAAAUGUUGAAUCAUCUGAAAAUGUGUCCGCAAUGGAAGAGGAUUUACAUGAUUGUGAAAAUGUAGUACCCGAUUGUUGGAGUUCUGAGCAGGCACAAUAUUUUUUAAAGAAAUAUAAUGGCUUGAUAGUUGAAGGCAAAAAACUUGGCUGUUCCCACUGUGCAAAUAUGUCACAUUUGGGGGUCCUUGUAGGAAAAUCUUUACACAUUUCUUCGGAAUGGCGAACGUGUACUAUUAAAGCAUCUGGAACUGAUAAAAAAGUUCAGCAAGUUUCAUUAAGAAAAAAAAUGAAGGAACAUUUCGAAUCAAGCUCUCAUUUGAGAGUUAUAAAUAUUUUAAAUGAAUCUAAAAAAGAACCUCUCACUACAGUGAUUGAUAAAGUUACUGAAAAAAAUAUUGCAAUAACCAGCAAAAUUUUCAACAUAGUUUACAGCUUAGUAAAAAGAAACUGACCAAUGUCAGAUAUGGAGGAUGAAGUAGAGCUACAAAUUAAGAAUGAAACUGAUUUAGGGAACUGCCUACAUUCUCAAUUUUCGGCCAUCAGAAUCGUAGAGCAUAUUGCUGAAUUAAUAAGAAAACAAAUUUUUAGUAAAAUCAUUGAAAACAAUUCAAAGAUUUGUAUUAUUAUCAAUGAAGCUUCUACAAUUUCAAGUAAAAUUGUGCUUGUAAUUCUUAUAAAAUGUGAAUUACAAGAUUCUUCACCAACAGUUUUUCUCAAUUUAGUGGAAUUAGAAUCAACAAAAGCAGAAAAUAUUUACAAUGCUUUGAGAACUACGUUAACCGAUACAGGAUUUGACACGGAAUAUUUAAAGAAAAAUUUAAUCAGAUUUUGUUCUGAUGGCGUGAACACCAUGCUUGGACAUAAAUCUGGAGUUGCUACAAGACUCAUCCAAGAUUUUCCAAACAUUAUAAUUUGGCAUUGUUUGAAUCAUCGGCUACAACUGGCUUUAGAUGAUGCUAUAAAUGAUAUCAAUGAAAUAAGCCAUUUCAAGAUUUUUUUGGACAAGAUUUAUGCAAUUUUUCAUCAGUCAAAUAAAAGUUAACUUAAACAAGUUUCUGAAGAACUAUAUAUUGAAAUAAUCAAAAUAGGCCGUGUUUUUGGUCCACGAUGGGCUUCUUGUAGCUUUAGAGCUGUCAAAGUGGUCUGGAGAGCUUAUCCAGCUCUUUAUAUUUAUUUUUCCAAAAAUAAGAAAUUUUCUGGCAUGGAAAAAAGAUUGAAAAACAAAGAAUUUUUAAAAGACUUGGCAUUAAUGAUUGAUAUUUUGGAUGAACUUGCAUUAUUAUCAAAUGCACUGCAAGCGAGACAAUUGAGUUUAACAAAGGCAGAUAAGCUAAUCAAACGAACAAUUGAUUUUUUCAUACAAUUAAAAGAUAGUUUUGGUAUACAUGAAAAUAAAAUGAAUGAAAUGAUAGAAAGUGAUGCUUUUAAAUGCAUAGAGUUUGAAGAUAAUGUAAGGUUUAAAUCACUGCCACGAGACAAAGUAAUAGAGUGUAUUAUUGAAAAAAUGAAGGCAAGGUUAUUAAACGAAAAUCACAUUAAAUAUAAAGAAGAUAAUUUAGGUCAUUCUAGUAAUACACCUAAAAUAGUUGAAUUAUUCAAUGUUAUGGAUCCCACUCCAUGGAAUAUUGAAGAAGUCAGGUUACCUUGGAAAUCAGGAGAAGAAAAAGUGCAUGAAUUAAACAAAUUCAUAAAAUUUGUAGUCAAUUUAAAUGAUUUUCAUGAUUAUGUAGAGAAUAACAUUCAAUCAAAACAUCUUCCUGAUCCAGAAACAAUAAGGAAGGCAAAGCAAAUUAUGAACACAAUUGCAAUUAGUUCUGCAGAAGCAGAAAGAGCUUUUUCGUUGAUGAAUAUUAUUUGUAGUGAUAAAAGGGCGAAUUUAACAAUUACACAUAUCUCAAGCUUUAUGACCAUCAAUUUGUUGGGAAAACCACUAAGUUCCUGGAACCCAAUACCAUAUGUUAAAGCAUGGAUGAGAAGUCAUCGAUCCGCAUUAGAUACCAGAGUUCGUGUAUCCAACACCAAAGAUUAGGGAGAAGAUUAAGAAGCCAUUUGGAAAUUACUACCUAAUUAGUAAUAAAUAACGUACUUAAGUAUUCUUUAAAAUAUUGCUUGUUGCAUUGUAUACUUCAACAUGAAUAUAUUACACUUUUUAUUUUUAAUAACUUAAGUAGUUCACAUGUAAUAUUUUAAAAUACAAGAAUAAUAGGCAUUUCAUUCUUAAAUAUUAUUAUCGUUUGCUUACUCAUACAUCUCUUCUUUUUAUUUUCUUCUUUUCAAAUGUAUUUUAAAUUCAUUUAAGAAACCGAUACUUUGUUUCUAUUGUAAUAAACAUGUUAAUAAUGUUUUUUAUUUUUUUUAUUGUUAAGUAUGACUCCCAAUGAUUCAAUGCAUUGCCACUUCUUAUGGAAAAAGGUACAAAAAAUACAUACUGUGGCACAUCCUUUAAAUCAGAACUUUUUUUAGGGAACCGGUUGUUAAGAUUUUGGCAGCUCAUCACUGAAUAUAGGCCUUUACAGACAGGCCUGAAUAUCUAUAUCCUAACAAAGGUAGGUGAGAGCUGUCUGAGGCGGAAAGGUGAAACCAGGGUGGGCAGGAGGAGGAGGAACUGCAGCAGCAGAGGAUGUCUGGUACAGAGAGCCAUUGGGAAGAGCAAAAGCUUAAUGGUGAGGACUGGUCAGAGUUGAGGAACCCCUGCUGAGUUAAAGGAGCGCUCUUGUAGGGAAAG